Phragmites australis (common reed) is the source of this 1358-nucleotide messenger RNA. Its product is annotated as putative glucose-6-phosphate 1-epimerase. Gene Ontology annotation, molecular function: isomerase activity; carbohydrate binding. Bases 112 to 1059 code for a protein of 315 amino acids. The record is from RefSeq and is a predicted model, not a curated record. Lineage: Eukaryota; Viridiplantae; Streptophyta; Magnoliopsida; Poales; Poaceae. Gene Ontology annotation, biological process: carbohydrate metabolic process. The transcript is spliced from 10 exons.
CCUCGCAGAAGAUCCAAUCCAUUUCCCACUCUGAACUAGGCAAACACCAUCGAAGUCUCAGCUUCUCCGAGGAAGGGGGCACCAGCAUCUUCACCUUGGGGCCAAACAGAAAUGGCGGUUUCUUGCGCCCUCACUCGCCCUUCACCCUCCUUCGCCUCCUCCUCUAAUUCACCUCGCCGCUUCAGGCGCUCUGGGGUGGUGGCCAUGACCAGCGUGGGGCAGAAGGUGUACGCGCCCGGUGUGGCGGUCUCCGAGGGCAAUGGCGGGCUGCCGAAAAUCGACCUCAAAUCCCCUAAUGGAAGCGAGGCUGAGAUCUAUCUAUUUGGAGCAUGUGUCACUUCUUUGAAAGUCCCUAAUGGCAAGGACCUGCUCUUUGUCCGACCAGAUGCCGUGUUCAAUGGGAAGAAACCCAUCAGUGGUGGAAUUCCACAUUGUUUCCCUCAGUUUGGCCCUGGCCCCAUGCAGCAGCAUGGAUUUGCUCGGAACAUGAAUUGGUCUAUCACAGAUUCAGAAGUCACUGAAGGAGAUCCAGCUGUAACUUUGGAACUGAAAGACGACUCUUAUAGCCGUUCUAUGUGGGAUUUUAGCUUCCAAGCAUUGUACAAGGUAGCCCUGCACUCGACAAGCUUGUCAACAACUCUAAAAAUAACAAAUACGGAUGACAAGCCUUUCUCCUUCAACUCAGCACUCCACACUUAUUUCCAUGCUUCCAUAACAAACGUAUCGGUGAAAGGUCUGAAAGGUUGUAAGACUCUCAAUAAGGAUCCUGACCCUAAAAAUCCUUUGGAGGGCAAGGAAGAGAGGGAAGAGGUGACUUUUCCAGGAUUCAUUGACUGCAUUUACCUUGGUGCACCGAGUGAGCUCAUCCUGGACAAUGGAUUGGGUGACAAGAUUGCUAUCUCAAAUGCAAAUUGGUCAGAUGCAGUGUUGUGGAAUCCUCACUUGCAGAUGGAGGCCUGUUACAAAGAUUUUGUCUGUGUGGAAAAUGCAAAGAUUGAAACAGUGCAACUGGGGCCCAAACAAUCUUGGGUGGCAGAGCAGAAAAUUGGACUAGUCUGAAGAUAUCUAAUGCAGCAACUGCAUUAGAAAAAGGAAAUCCUUUUCCUUUCUAGCAGUGUGAGAUGCAAAUGGUGUUCCCCCAAUGUAAUUCUUCAUGACACAUCAUCACAACAGUUCUGCAUCUGAUAUUUUCCGUUAAAAAUAAUAAAUGUCUUCGAUUUUUCUUUCUAUUUUGUGGUUAGUCAGAUACCUUGUACUCUCUGCUCAGUGUAAUUAUGUGCAAAUGCACAACUCGAAUUCGAACAUGGACUCUGAAUGAAAGGGAAUGACCAUUUCGGUCUUUCACAUGUCUUCUGCUA